AUGUCUCAAACUAUAGGCUCUACCCGCCUUGCCUACUCAAGAGUAUGGCACCACAUCUCCGCCUCGGCCCCCCACCCAACCCUCUCAACCGUCAAGUCCCCCCCGGAAGCCGUCACCCCCCCCUCGCUCGGCCGUCUCGCCUCCCGUAUCGCCAUGAUCCUCAUGGGCAAGCACAAGCCCAUCUGGGACCCCUCCACUGACUGCGGCGACUAUGUCGUCGUCACCAACUGCGCGGCGCUGUACACCACCGGUCACAAGAAGUGGAGGAAGACAUACUACCGCCACAACACCAGACCGGGUUCGCUGAGGACGAUUACGAUGGAUGUGCUUAUGGAUAAGUUUGGCGGUGCCGAGGUGUUGAGGAAGGCGGUUAGUGGCAUGCUGCCCAAGAACAGGUUGAGGGACAAGAGGCUGGCGAGGUUGAAGGCUUUCGAGGGGAAUGCCCAUCCGUAUAAGGAGAAUAUUAUCAGGUUUGGGGGGAAGAAGGUUGGCCAGACUGGGUGGGAGGAUAUUGUGAAGGCGGUUAGGGAGGGCGAUAAGGCUACGAUCCCGUCAUGA
This is a messenger RNA of Podospora anserina S mat+, 558 nucleotides long. RefSeq lists its product as uncharacterized. NCBI's taxonomy places the organism in Eukaryota, Fungi, Ascomycota, Sordariomycetes, Sordariales, Podosporaceae. Gene Ontology annotation, cellular component: ribosome; mitochondrial large ribosomal subunit. Gene Ontology annotation, molecular function: structural constituent of ribosome; mRNA binding. The coding region runs from base 1 to 558 and encodes 185 amino acids. The transcript is spliced from 2 exons. Gene Ontology annotation, biological process: negative regulation of translation; translation. The record is from RefSeq and is a predicted model, not a curated record.